AAGGUUGUGAAUUUGGAAGUGUACACUUACUGGUAAAAUCUUUCAAAUGCCAGUUUGAAGAAAGAGGCUUAACAUAAAUGGAGAGUGACUGGGACUACAGCAGCACCUGCGGCACUGAGGAGUCUGCCAGGGUGCCAGCAGAAAUCUUUUAACAGGAUAAUUUGGACUUCAGCUCUUGGGGAAUGUCUUGGACUUCCAGAUUUCAGGCUGAACAUUACGUAGAUACAUAGAAGCCAUUUGUCAUCAAGUGGGUUACUUUCGUAAGAGGCAGAGUUUCAGAAAACAGAAACAUGAUGGGCUUGCCUGGGUUUUCCUUCUGUUUUCUUUAGUUUUGGUGGCUGAAAAAUAGUUCAGAUACUUGUAAAUAAAAAUUUGCGGGUGUUCAGUGAUGGCUGUAAGGUCAUCUGUGUGCGUGUGUUUUAAAGUGAUAGUUCAGCUGUUGCAGUUUUGAACAGUAGCUGUCAUGAAUUGUGGACAGUCUAUAACACAAACUCACUGGUGAAAAAUAAAAAAGUUUACGUCCCUAUUACUAUGUCAUGUUUACUUUAAGACACGUGAAAUAAAAAAACCAAGUACUUUGAAAGUAUUCUUAAUAUUUUCAUGUCAUAUUCAAAUAACAACAAAGAAGAGCUGCCAAGUAUUCUAACGGGUUCAUACUGCUCUUUGUAGGCCCCGCUGCUGUACACGUGCUUGCCCCUUCUGCCACGAGCAGUCUCACUGAAAUUAGUGGAACUCUCCUUGGUGGUGAAGUUAAAUGUAUGCAUAAUUGUUGGUAAGAAUAGGGCCUUAAUGAGUGGCCAAAUAUAGAAAUAGACUUAUUCAGAAAUUUAGUUGUAAUACUUCAUUUUGGUUCACUGGUGGUGUAGCUGAUCCAGAGAACCCAGGUAUGUCAAUACCAAACUAUGCAUUUAUAGCAAAUGCAACAACUAUCUACCCUCGUUCUUGGUCUAAGUGAAGCAGAGAUUUUGGCUCCCAGCACUUACAAAUAUAAGAUGUGAUUUGGAGUUACAACUGAAAUUUUGUUAUUAAUUAUUCUGAAUGGAAGUACGACUAUAGCAUAUGCUGCUAUUCCUGAAUAAUUCUUAGUUGUGAAGAGGACCCAGUCUCUCUCUUAACCCAAGAUACUCAUUCUUGGAUUAGUUUUGCCACCUGUCUUUAUUGCGUGGUGCAGUAUGCCUGAAGAGACAGAGUGUGUAUAUUAUAAAAUAGUAGUUUUGGGGAGAAAUGGCACUUGCCUAAAGAGUUGGAGAUAAAAACUGCUCUCUUAAGUGCUUACAAAACAUCAGUGAGCAAGGAGACGAAAAAGGAGUAAGGCUCUGGUAUUAAGGUGGCAAAACAUGCAGGCAGGUUCUAUGGAGAGAAGAGCAGGGCUAUUAGGAAUUCAUGAGGGAGAAGGAAAAGAAGGGAAAAAGCAGAGGGGAAUGCAUUUGUUGGAAGAUGAACUUUGAAAUAUAACUGCUAAAAUACAGUUUUGAACGUGAGGCUCAAAAUGGAGGCUUGUGCUGUCAGUGUGUGCUAGCAGAGGCCUGGCAUCCUAUAAAUGCAGACUGUACCUCUGUGCCCAUUCUGCCACAGACAUACAUUUUCUGUUGUUGAGACAUAGGCUAAUGAGAGGAAUAAACAAGUAGCCAGGAGACACGAAGGGGAAUCUUUCUAAAUUUUGCCAGGUUAUGAUACUACUCUUGCAAAAGUAUGUUUGCUUUAUAUAGAAAACUACCAAUCUGGCAGCAUGGAGCAGCUCAAUGAAAUGCUGCUGUUUGAGUCUUUUUAGCAUGCAUGGAAAGACGGGUACUAUAGGCAGAUGGGUUGCCCUGUGCACUGGCAUCCGUGCAGCACAGCAGAAAUAGCAUACACCUACUUAUGGAAACUGGAGUAAAGUGGCGUGGUUUUUUUUGUACUGCAGGUAUAUAAGGGAAUCAGAGGGGAGCUGCAGGAGGGGGGAGGCUAUUUGGAGCAUGUAGCCACAAAAGGUGGUCUUUGCGUCUCGUUGUGUAUGUGAUUGAUUUGGAACGUGUAGAGAGGGUGGGAGGUUGCUUACAAGACACAAAUUAGAGAAGGAGGCUUCUGUAGCUUUGUGGGUGGAGGCUUAAAGGGAUGCCUUCCUUUUUCAGAUGUGCUGGUGAAUCCGGUAAAAGCACAAUAGUCAAACAGAUGAGGAUCUUGCAUGUGAAUGGAUUUAAUGCUGAGGAGAAGAAAAUGAAAAUUCAGGAUAUUAAAAACAAUAUUAAAGAAGCUAUAGAGACAAUAGUGACAGCAAUGGGCAAUUUGGCACCUCCAGUUGAACUAGCCAAUCCAGAGAACCAGUUUCGAAUCGACUACAUCUUAAAUUUAGCUAACCAGAUAGACUUUGAUUUCCCACCGGAGUUUUAUGAACAUACAAAAACACUUUGGCAAGACGAAGGUGUGAAAGCCUGCUAUGAGAGAUCUAAUGAAUAUCAGCUGAUUGAUUGUGCCCAGUAUUUUCUAGACAAGAUUGACAUAGUCAAACAAAAUGAGUAUACACCGUCUGACCAGGAUCUUCUCAGAUGCAGAGUUUUGACAUCAGGAAUUUUUGAAACCAAGUUUCAGGUGGAUAAAGUAAAUUUUCAUAUGUUUGAUGUUGGAGGGCAACGAGAUGAACGCCGAAAAUGGAUCCAGUGUUUUAAUGAUGUGACUGCUAUCAUAUUUGUGGUGGCAAGCAGUAGCUACAACAUGGUUAUACGAGAGGACAAUCAGACCAAUCGGCUUCAAGAAGCACUAAACCUCUUCAAGAGUAUCUGGAACAACAGGUGGCUACGGACCAUUUCAGUAAUUCUUUUCCUGAAUAAACAAGAUUUGCUAGCAGAGAAAGUUUUGGCAGGGAAAUCUAAAAUUGAAGACUACUUUCCAGAAUUUGCUCGCUACACUACACCAGAUGAUGCAACACCAGAGCCUGGUGAGGAUCCCAGAGUUACAAGGGCCAAGUAUUUUAUUAGAGACGAGUUUCUUAGAAUCAGCACAGCAAGUGGAGAUGGAAGGCACUAUUGCUAUCCUCACUUCACAUGUGCAGUGGAUACAGAGAACAUCCGGAGGGUUUUCAAUGACUGUCGGGACAUUAUUCAGCGCAUGCACCUUCGCCAAUACGAGUUGUUGUGAUGGAGAGCACUUUUUUCUGUGUUUUGGACUCCUUAUUCCUUAUUAAAAAAAAGAAAAAAAAACACCCUUGCCCACAUAGGGUGGAAGAGAACUGUUUGAAUCUCCCAUUGAUUUGCACCCCUCAACUUUUUCUCCUUGCCGGACAAUAGCAGCACUUCUAAGCUUGCUUCUGUACCCCUCGGACAGUUUGGGAUGGCCCCUAACACUUAAAAGGCCAUUUCCAUGAGGAUUCCCUAACACUGUUAUUAACAAAAAAAGAAAAAAAAAAAAAGAAAUAAAAACUAAUUAAUUAAAAGCCCUGAAUGUGGAGCACCUGAAAGAAUUGGGGAUAAAAAAUUAAAACUUAAAACAAAAAUUGGGGAGAGAAAACUUUAGGUAAUUUAGCACUGUUGUGGGCAUAAUCGUGUAACCCGUGAUCUCCACUUUGUAUCAUUCACUGCAUCAGACUAAAGAAGGUGCCAAGUCACAGACCAAGUUUGAAGACAGACACUUGAGUUUGGUUCUCUGACUGUAAUGUGGCUUUGAACAGAAAUACUGACAAUUCUACAACAGACCUAGACAGUGCAAAAACCAACUGCUACCUUUCAGAAGGGUAUUUUUAAAACCAGUCUUGGUGGUCUAAAGACAACCAUGGACAUUUAUGAAUUGAACUGCGUAUGGCCUGUGAUUGCAGAAAGAGUUAACCACACACUGUUUUCAGUUUGUCCACUGAUGAUCCCGUCUGCUAUAAAAAUCAUUAUCUGGACUGUAGUCCUCACAGUCUUUCCCUUCUUUUUCUUCUUCCCUCCCCUCAUUUUUUAUUUUACUGCUGGAUUAUUAUUCUUGUACAGACUGUAAAAUGUAUUAUUUUGUACAACUUUAUUGAAAAAAAAUAACUUGUAGAAGAUCUUUGUGCCUUGAUUAUGGCUGUACCUGUACAAUGAGCUAAGAUGUAAGUAUGUUUGAUUGCGCUGUACAGCUUUGUCAACCCUAUCUGCAGCAUUAGCUCAAGGUAGGGAAAAUUUAUCUGUAGUUUAGUUUUUCUGGUUUAUAAAAGAAGGAAAAAUACUGUUUAGUAAAAAAAAAAAAAAAGAAAAAAGAAAAAAAAAAAGAAAAAAGUACAAAUUGUGCAAACUUAACCACUUUAAAAGUGAGGUCUUCAACAAGUGACCAGAUGUUGCAGCAUCAUGCUUUUUAAUUUUUAGCUUUAAUUCAUUUAAAUCUCUAUCCAAAUGCAAAACAUGGCUUGUUUCUACAUAAACCAAAUUUUGCUACAAAUUAUAAAUGUUAGUCUUUGGUCAUUCAUAGUCCUUUUUGCUAAAGACAAAACCAGAACAAUAACAGACACAUAGGGCAUCAUGCAGGUCUGGUGACCAUCUCUAGACUGGGCCAAAUACCCCACCAACCUCCACUUACGCUGCGUGGGCAUACUACUACCAGAAUGACAAGGUGUGCAUUGCCCUUGGAUUUGGCCACUGAAUUCCAGUUUCAAAUGACAUUUUUAUUUCUCUUUUAAUAAAGAGAUACUUUAGAACCUUUUUGUUUUAUAUUAACUAUAUAAGUAGCUUAAAGUGAAGAUGUGUGGAUUUUUCUUAAACUUGAAUAAUUUAUGCAAAUUAUAUGCUUAGAACAACAUGUGGUACAGUAAAAAGAAAAAGAGCAAAAAUCACUGUAGCAAUAAGAGAGCAUGUAAUUUUAGUAACUACUACACUGCUUUAUAUUUUAUACCUAGGUGUUUUAUGUCUCUGUGAGUGUGUUACUUUUUCAUGUGUCUAAACCUACGUGUACAAUUUGUACAGAGUCAGAAAUUACAGCUGUAAUAACACAUCUAGAACAGUGUUAGCCUAUAUUACUCAAACACCCCUGCUCCCCCUUCAUUUACACCCCUAAACUGAUCUGGAUCUUACUGCAGUGACUUUAAAAGGAAAACAAAAGAAACAAAACAAAAAACAAACACCAAAAUACUUGCGCCUCUGCCUUUCACACUAGCUUCCCUCCACCCAAGAGACUGUGUUAACUUUCUUUUUUGGGAAGAGGUCCAGUUUAAAUUAAAGUUAGGGUGUGAUCAGUGAUGUCUGUGCAGCUAGAUUUGCUUCAGGUAUCAGAUGCCUUUUUAAUACUAAGAACUGCAACUGUUCAGAAUUGUGAGUUUUCAUUGCUUGUGUGGCUAAACGUCUAAAUGAAAAUUAAUCACCUAGUCCGUUUUCAUGUAAAGAGCAGGGACACGAUGGAGUUACUCUCCCAUCUCUCUUAAUUCAAAAUUACUAGUCAUCUUCCAGAAGACACUAAAACAUCUAAAAAUUUUAGCUGCGAUUGCUACUCAUCUUUUAAAUAAUGAUCUUUCCUGUUCACAGGUUUAGAAAGUUGCCAUCUGAACUUUGUAGAACUGUAGGAGAACAUGACCGAAAAUAACCCCCUACAAUUUAAGAAUGUAUCCCGUGCCUGUAGGUUAAGGGCUGGUGUUUCCACUAGGUAAAAAUGGGACACACGUAGUGGAAAGGAAAUUCAUUGUGAGCCUUAAUUUUAGUUACAGGAGCCAAAAUCUUUAAUUUAGUGCCAACCCUUAUCUUUUUAAGCCUAGGAGGAGUUGGUGUAAACACCAAAUUUAUAAAUGGGGAAAACCUUGAGUGGUGUGAGGAAUGUAAUCUCUGAUCUGAGAGAAACAAAGCACCUCCAUUAACAAAAAAAAAAUAAGCUUCCUCCUCUGAUAAUGAGAAGGAUACAUAAUAACAAUGAGCUAUAUAAGACAGCAACAGUUUAAGAAACCUAAAGCUUUAUGUGAACAGAAAUGUUUAGGGGAUGCUUUUUUUUUUUUUCUUAAGUAACGAAAAAGGCAAUUGUUUUGAAUAUGGUUGAGUUGCACAAGUAUGGAGUGUGUGUGUGUGUCUUAAUGUCUCAGUAUUGCCUUUGUUAGUCUAUUAGUCCAUGCAGUUUGGUGGCCUGGUAAAUGCAAGUCUUAUUUUUAACAGCUUUUUUUUUUUUUUUUUAAAUACAAAAACAUAAAGCUUUAAUGCUUGCUAUUUAAUAAGUAACUGUGUUUUCUUCUGUCUCUAAUUUAGUGGCCAUAACUUGCAGUUAAUUGAACCAUUCCAACCUAAUGCUUACCCAUAUUUCCUAGUUUUGUUUUAUUUAUUUAUUUGAACUUCUUGUUUUCAUGAUUGAGGACUUUCACUUUUGUCUCAUUCAUCUGUUUGGAAACUUCUGACCUUACAGCCAAAACUUAACUCAUUCUACUCAGUAUUCAUUGUGAUGCUGAAGUGUAAGAUACCUGCAAAUGUAAACACUACCACUUUUAUUAAUAAAAGCAAAUACAGUGUUUUAGGGCACAUUUGCAUCACUAUAGUUGAGGUUGUGUCAGUAUUUCCAUUAUAAACCCAUAGAGGGUCUAUAUCUUGGCACUAAAUUGCCCAAAGCUAAAUCUUUGCCACACAAGGCUUCUGCUCAAGCAUGAUUUGGUGGGUUGGUUUUUAAACAGUUUCCAACACAAACUCUUGUUUCUGUUUUAAGUUAUACAACUGUUUUGUUGGAUGGGGGUUGGUUUAAAAAAAAAAAACAACAAACACAACAAACAAACGUUGUUCAAGAUUGUUUUUGGCACUUCUGUAACUCAGAAAUGGUUUUGAUUUUACAACAUAACCUUUGGCAAGCCAGUAACCUACAAUAUGGUCUGAUCACUUUGGGUAUUUUGUAAAAAUAAUAAUAAAUUGUAGAGAUGUUGUGGUUUCAAAAUCA
This is a messenger RNA of Harpia harpyja (harpy eagle), 6825 nucleotides long. It is a transcript of the gene GNAS, whose product is annotated as GNAS complex locus. Gene Ontology annotation, cellular component: heterotrimeric G-protein complex. Gene Ontology annotation, molecular function: GTP binding; G-protein beta/gamma-subunit complex binding; D1 dopamine receptor binding. Gene Ontology annotation, biological process: adenylate cyclase-activating dopamine receptor signaling pathway; sensory perception of chemical stimulus. The transcript is spliced from 12 exons. Bases 2095 to 3114 code for a protein of 339 amino acids. Lineage: Eukaryota; Metazoa; Chordata; Aves; Accipitriformes; Accipitridae. The record is from RefSeq and is a predicted model, not a curated record.